Molecule: messenger RNA, 303 nt
Organism: Alternaria atra
Lineage: Eukaryota; Fungi; Ascomycota; Dothideomycetes; Pleosporales; Pleosporaceae
Exons: 2
Coding region: 1-303 (100 amino acids)
Source: RefSeq, a predicted model, not a curated record
AUGGAAGAAAAGAGAGCUUCCCUAGUGGAGGAUAUCAACGCAGUUCCUCAAGAUCACGUGGGCCCGACAGAUUUGCGCACCGGCUAUAUCCACCACUGCCUGGUCAAGUUGUCGGGCUUGCUUGUGACGGAGCUGCGGCUGCUUUACUCUCAGGGCAAGAUCCUAGUGCUGCAUUCAGGAUACUCGAGCAAGGACGCGGUGCACUUGCUGCGUCUCUUGAUGAGGUACGUGCCGACACCUUUGAACCAAGGAAAGAGUAUCCUGAGCUGGCAGAUCAAUUCAUUCGUAUCCAAAACGAAUUGA